Molecule: messenger RNA, 3504 nt
Organism: Megalops cyprinoides (Indo-Pacific tarpon)
Lineage: Eukaryota; Metazoa; Chordata; Actinopteri; Elopiformes; Megalopidae
Product: transmembrane channel-like protein 3
Exons: 22
Coding region: 139-3504 (1121 amino acids)
Cellular component (GO): plasma membrane
Molecular function (GO): mechanosensitive monoatomic ion channel activity
Source: RefSeq, a predicted model, not a curated record
ACGGCUGCUCCCGUGCCUCCCCCCCCCACCCUCCCCACCUCCGACAGCACAGCGCUCUGAGGGGAGACACAGGGGUGAGUAGGGCAAAGGGGCAACACCACCAGAAGAGCUGAAAGUUUGAGCUGGGUCCACCCCGACAUGAACGCCGCCACCCGGCCGGUGACUGUCACCCGAACCCUGCGGGCGUCCAAAAGGCAUAGAAGCCUGAGGAGGAACUCCCGGAUCCAGUCCCUCUACCAGCACCAACAGCCUGACCAAUCGGAUGAGGACAGAGAGGAUGAGCAGGUGGACAGCAAUGACCCAGAGGAGAUGUUUCAGAACAUUCAGAUCCAGAAGGAGAUCAUUGCCAACAUUCGCACCAGACCCUGGCCAAUGAGACGCAAGCUGAAAGCCCUCAAGCAGGCUAAAGAUAUCGUUCUCAGAUAUGAGGGGCGACUGACCAGGACUCGGGGAUACCAAACUGCAGGAGCAGACCUGUUGAAGAAACUUUCUCGCUUGCUGUAUAACAUCGUCGUUCUGUUCAUUCCGUGGGAGAUGAGGAUCAAGAAGAUAGAGAGUCAUUUCGGAUCAGGUGUGGCCUCUUACUUUAUCUUCCUGAGAUGGCUGUUUGGAAUCAAUAUUGUCCUAGCCAUCAUGACUGGAUCAUUUAUCGUCCUGCCUGAACUGCUUGCGGGGGCACCGUUUGGUACCACCAGGAGCAAGACCAUUCCUAAGGAGCACCUGGCCUCUGCACAAGACCUGGACACCAUCUGGUCUCUUGGGGGCUACCUUCAGUAUUCUGUCCUAUUUUAUGGAUACUAUGGAAGGGUACGGAAGAUUGGGAGUGCGGGUUACCGCCUGCCCCUGGCCUACUUUCUGGUUGGGAUGGCUGUUUUUGCCUACAGCUUCAUCAUUCUGUUACGAAAGAUGGCUAAAAACUCCCGUUUGAGUCUAUCCAGUGCCUCGGAUGAGAACUACACUUUCUGUUGGCGCGUGUUCUGUGCCUGGGACUACCUGAUCGGAAACCCCGAGGCUGCAGAGAGCAAAGGGGCGGCCAUCGUCAACAAUAUCAGGGAGGCGAUUGUUGAAGAACAGGAGAAGAAGAAAGACACAAGCCUGGCAGUCCUGGUCAGUCUGAGGAUCCUGGCGAACAUUCUGGUGCUGUUGUCUCUGGCAGGCAGCAUUUAUAUCAUCUACUUUGUGGUGGAGCGUUCUCAGAGAUUGGAGCAGCAGAAGAGGGAGCUGACCCUGUGGCAGAAGAACGAGGUUUGUGUGGUUGUGUCCCUCAUCACCAUGAUUGCCCCAUCGGCUUUCGAAUUGGUCUCCCAGCUGGAGAUGUACCACCCCAGGACCAGCCUCCGUUUCCAGCUGGCCAGGGUCCUGGUGUUGUACCUGGGGAAUCUCUACAGCUUAAUCAUCGCUCUGUUGGACAAGGUGAACAGCAUGAGCUCAGCUGUUCCAAUCAAUACUGGGAACUGGUCAGACUCCUCUGCGUUCCUGGCCACCAUUGCACUUCCCGAGGAGGACAACCUGUCCACCAUCAUGCCGGACACAACCGAGAGGCACAACACCACCUUCAGCCUGGGGCUGGAGGUGAACAGGACCAAGAGCGCCACGCCUGUCCUCCUGAACCAGACCACACUGUCCGGGUACAACAUGAGGGCACAGCAGGACCAGUGCUGGGAGACCUAUGUUGGCCAGGAAAUGUUGAAGCUUUCCAUUAUUGACAUGAUCUUCACGGUUCUGAGCAUCUUGCUGAUUGAUUUUAUUCGGGGCCUUUUUGUCCGAUUCUUAAGCGAUUGCUGGUGCUGGGAUCUGGAGAGCAAGUUUCCUGAAUAUGGUGAAUUUAAAAUUGCUGAGAAUGUGCUUCAUCUGAUAUAUAACCAAGGAAUGAUAUGGAUGGGGGCCUUCUUCUCCCCCUGCCUGCCUGCGUUCAACGUGCUGAAGCUGAUCGGACUGAUGUACCUGCGCAGCUGGGCCGUCCUGACCUGCAACGUUCCUCAUCAGCAGGUCUUCAGGGCCUCCAGAUCCAACAACUUCUACUUGGCAAUGCUUUUGUUCAUGCUCUUCCUCUGUAUGCUUCCCACUGUCUUUGCCAUAGUGAGGUACAGACCGUCACAGCACUGUGGGCCUUUCAGCGGUCAAGAGAAGAUUUAUGACAUCAUCUCUGAGACUGUCACCACUGACUUCCCCGUCUGGUUCAACAAAGUGCUGGGCUACGUCACCAGCCCUGUGGUCAUCCUGCCAGCACUCCUCUUGCUGUUCAUGCUGAUAUAUUACCUGCAGGCCAUCGCCAGAUCGCUGAAAGUAACCAACAAUCAGCUGAGAAUGCAGCUUCAGACGGAAAGAACAGAAGAUAAGAAGAAGGUUUAUCAGAUGGCUGCAGCAAGGAUGCAGAGCACGGAGGGAGGGGAUAAAAACCCAGACGAGGAGGGUCACGUGAUCGCCCAGGAGGUCUCCGACCGCCGCUGCUCGCCCAGGCGCAACGGCGACGUCGCCGGCUUUGAGUCCCCGGAGAGGCGGGGCAACGGUGUCCGAACCAUCGCCCAGUCCGCCCCGCGCGCUGACGUCAACAGGGCCUUCGGCGCCUCCCGGAGUCCGUCCGUUCCCGCAGCACAGAGGCACAGGGCGGAGCACACGCCAAGCAGGCAUCCAGGAUAUUCAAGAGGUUCUAGUGGCGCCUGCAGGUCCCAGUCCUUCCACCGGGUGGCAUAUAAUCCCCCCUGCUGUUAUUCUGAGAGCGUCCACUCGGAUCCCCUGUUCAGGAAGAGCUUUCGGCCUGCACCCCGAGAGGCUGUGGGAGUGGCUGCAGCCCAGAGUCUCACCGGCUGUCGGUUCCACGCCACACGCUACGUGAUCGUCAACGAGCACGACGCCCAUCGGAGGCCCCCGCGGUCCUCCGUUCGCAUCCCCCGGCAUUACUGCACGGACGAGCCGGUCGACGUUGUGGAGCUGUACCCCCGGAACAUCGUGAGGUACUCCGCCCGGCCCUCGCACCAGUGGUGCCAGCCGCACUUUAACGAGGAGGAGGAGGAAGAGAGGGCAAGCUCAAGGAGGGGCUCAUUCGGCCAAUCACGUCGUCCCCAGUCCAUGUCCGACCUCCGCCAACCUGUACGCAUCUAUAGGGCAGACAGUGGGCUGUCCGUCGCCCGGGGCCAGGCCAGGGGGCAUUAUGGGAUGCCGGAGGACCGUGAGAUGGACGGAGGGGAGAGUGUGGCAUCGCAGUGCUGCUCCCAGGCAAACAUCAGGACCCCCAACGUCCCGGACAGGCACGCAGGUCACGAGCUGCAGGUCAAGCCCAAAGUGCCCAAGCACAAGUUGGCACCCUCCCAGACCGAGUCCGACUCUGACUCCAUAGCGUCCAGCAGCGAUCAGCAGAACAGUAGUACUGACCAGUACAUCCAGGUCAUCCAUUAUAAGCAGAAAUGCCUGAAGUCCAGAGGCAAGGUGGCUAAAAGGGAGCCCAAAGCCAGCGGAGAUAUAAAUGUAUCCGGAUCAAAUGAACUGUUCUGCUCAAAUGUUUAA